Molecule: messenger RNA, 1211 nt
Organism: Aspergillus glaucus CBS 516.65
Lineage: Eukaryota; Fungi; Ascomycota; Eurotiomycetes; Eurotiales; Aspergillaceae
Product: cornichon family protein
Exons: 4
Coding region: 357-773 (138 amino acids)
Biological process (GO): endoplasmic reticulum to Golgi vesicle-mediated transport
Cellular component (GO): endoplasmic reticulum membrane; COPII-coated ER to Golgi transport vesicle
Source: RefSeq, a predicted model, not a curated record
CCACUCCAAGCUUGGCCAUUAAUAUGCAAAAAUCCUUUAAGUUAUUGCUUCAGUAUCUCUCCCUCGGCCUUGAUAUCAAUAUAAUCCUCUUCUUGUCCCCAUUUAAUCCUCUGUUGUGCCCGGCGUCUCUCAACGUCUUCUCUUCUCACCGCCCACCGUCAUCCAUUUCCGGGUUUAUCUCUAAAUCACACACUCCGGACGAACUUCUUCCUUCUCUCCAGCCACUGAUAGCAAAACCAAAAGCCGCCAUUGCCCGCAGCUAGUGUUACACAUUUUCCUUCAGUCGCCAAUUCCAGCGUCGUUUCUCCUCCUGUCCAUUUUUUCCGUGCAAGCAACGUCAACCUCCGGUCAGCAAGAUGUCUGGUGAAGCGUGGCUCUAUCUGCUGUCAGUGUUGAUCAACGCGGUCAACCUGUUCUUGCAGGUCUUCUUUACGAUUAUGUACAGCGAUUUGGAAUGUGACUACAUCAACCCCAUUGAUCUCUGCAACCGUCUCAACGCCUACAUCAUCCCCGAAGCCGCCGUUCACGCUUUCCUGACCUUCCUGUUCGUCAUCAACGGAUACUGGCUUGCUAUCAUCUUGAACUUGCCUCUGUUUAUUUUCAAUGCGAAGAAGAUCUUCGAGAACCAGCACCUCCUGGAUGCGACCGAGAUCUUCCGCAAGCUCAACGUGCACAAGAAGGAAUCGUUCAUCAAGCUUGGUUUCCACCUCCUGAUGUUCUUCUUCUACUUGUACAGCAUGAUCGUUGCCUUAAUCCGCGACGAAUCGAACUAAACUCGUGCAAAAGCCGACCCCCAUUAUGCGCAAUGACUGUUCCGGUUCGAAGUGCAUGAUAUGUGUUCCGUACUAAGUCUCGGUACUCGAAUCAAGUGGGAAGAAUUCAAUUGAAAGCAUUGUGGUUUCUGGCCACAACGCUUGUCUAAUAAUGAUCAUGGGUAUUAUGUGUGAGAAAAGAAAAGGUCACGAACUGCGAUAGACGACCGGUAUGAAACGUUGGAGUUGUGGAGGCUCUUUGGGGGAAUUGUUGAGCUGGAGUUCGGAGAUGAUGAUGACACUGGAAGGCAUUGCUGUUGCAAUGUCUGUCACGAUUUCCUUGAUCUUAUCUGUGUUCUCUUUCUUCAUCUUCUAUUUGAUGUCUUUUUAUCUUGCUAGCUUAAUGUUGUAUAUACCUCUCGAGCGUUUGAAUGAAGAGCGUACGAUACCCUUGGUGUC